Lactuca saligna is the source of this 297-nucleotide messenger RNA. The record is from the annotation of a GenBank genome assembly. Lineage: Eukaryota; Viridiplantae; Streptophyta; Magnoliopsida; Asterales; Asteraceae.
AUGAUCCACGACUCCUCAUCAUCCCAUAAAAUCGGGAUAUCCUUUCCCUCGGGUGAGCCAACAAUUUUACCGACUAGCAAAUCACACCGUAUCUCUUCCCCGGUUCCUUCUCCGAGGAGGAAGAAGAGGAAGAUGGAGAUAGUGACGAGAGUGACGCGGCGGCACCACAAAAUUCUCCUCCCAGGGGUGUUGCCAACUCAUCCCAUUAGGCUGGGCACCCAUCCUAUCACCAACAAUAUAUGGAUCAAUUCCAGACGACCCAUACCCGCCUCAACACUUACAAUCAAGUUCUCGUGA